Messenger RNA from Chenopodium quinoa (quinoa), 723 nucleotides. RefSeq lists its product as uncharacterized. The record is from RefSeq and is a predicted model, not a curated record. The transcript has a single exon. Lineage: Eukaryota; Viridiplantae; Streptophyta; Magnoliopsida; Caryophyllales; Amaranthaceae. The coding region runs from base 1 to 723 and encodes 240 amino acids.
AUGGCAGGGGGAAGUAGUACUAGCAAUGAUGGAAAUGAACUUAGCAAAGUAGUGAGGCAACUGGCAGCAGUUGCCCAACAACUGGAAAGAAACGCGAUUGGUAGUGGGGAUGCCCAUGGGGAGCUUUUUAUGAAGGUGACUCAAAGUAAACUGCCAACCUAUCAAGGGGAGCCUGAUCCUACCAUACUGGAAAACUGGUUGAGGGAGUUUAAGAAACGUUUUAGAGCAGUAGGAUGCCCAGAUAAUUUUAAGGUGGGCUAUGCGACCUACUGUCUGAGGGGUGAAGCUGACCUUUGGUGGCAACAAAAUGAAGCUACCAUUAGAGCACUACCUGGAUUCAAUUGGAUUAAGUUCCAAGAGAAAGUGAGAGACAUGUUUUACCCUAGUUUCCUACAGAAGAAAAAGGUAGAGGAGUUCUCAAACCUUAAGAUGGAAAAGAUGUUAGUUACUGAAUACUACACCAAGUUUAUUGAGUUGUCCCGUUUUUCUGAAGAGUAUGUUGCUACAGAGAAGGAAAAGGCUAGAAAGUUUGAGAGUGGCCUAACUAUUGAUUUACAGUUAAAGCUGUGGGGGCAAGUGUUUGAGACCUUGGAUGAAGUAUAUGGAAGGGCCGCACACCUUUACGCAUUGGAGGAGAACAAAAAGAAGGAGUUAGCUGAGAUAGAAGGAAAAGAGAAGAGGAAGGAAGUAGGACAAGUUUCUUGUAAUCAACAAGGAAACUAG